Messenger RNA from Hydractinia symbiolongicarpus, 4457 nucleotides. RefSeq names its product nuclear protein localization protein 4 homolog. Gene Ontology annotation, biological process: ubiquitin-dependent protein catabolic process. The coding region runs from base 138 to 2036 and encodes 632 amino acids. NCBI's taxonomy places the organism in Eukaryota, Metazoa, Cnidaria, Hydrozoa, Anthoathecata, Hydractiniidae. Gene Ontology annotation, molecular function: ubiquitin protein ligase binding; ubiquitin binding. The record is from RefSeq and is a predicted model, not a curated record. The transcript is spliced from 18 exons. Gene Ontology annotation, cellular component: nucleus.
CUACGGCAAAAAAGCCCAACUUCGUACAAUGAAUGACAUCGUACGGAACACUGAGCUUCUGAUCUGGCAUUGUUGUGUUGGACUGACUGUAUAUAUGUGCACCUCUCCUGUCCUGUGAUUUCCAAACGAAUAGAAAAAUGGCCAGCAAGAAAACGAUGAUACUGCGUAUUCAAACAAAUGAUGGAAUGAAGAGAAUAGAAGUGGCUGCCACAGAUACAGUGAAGUCUUUAUAUGAAAAGAUAACACAAAGUUUUAAUCUACAUCCUAAUGGCUGGCUGUUAUGUAAAGAUAGAGCAUUGAAAAACGAGUUGAAAAAGAAUACUAGAAGUACAUUGAAAACUCUUAAGUUCAGUCAUGGUGAUGUAGUUUAUAUGAAGAACUAUGAUGGUGAAAUAGCUAGCAGUAACCGAAGUGAGACAAGUACACCUGAUCAAUCAACUGGGGAAGAAACAGAACUUGUACAACCGUCAACUAUUAAUGUAGUGGAGGAUGAAAUUGAUGUUAUUCUUUCCAAUGAAUCAGGUUUAAUUCAUCGUGAGAAAAACCCACAGCUAUGUCGACAUGGAAGACUAGGAAAAUGUCUGCACUGUGCACCGUUAGAGCCUUACGAUGAAGAUUAUUUGAAAACAUUAAAUCCACCAGCAAAACAUUUGUCGUUUCAUGCAUACCUUAAGAAAUUAAAGUCUGGAGCAAGCAGAGGAAAAUUUGUUAAUCUGGAAGAUGUUAAUUGCAAAAUUAAACCAGGUUGUACUGAGCAUUUACCUUGGCCGAAAGGAAUCUGUACGAAGUGCCAACCAAGUGCAGUUAUGUUAAAUCGUCAGACAUAUAGACAUGUUGAUAAUAUUAUGUUUGAAAAUCCUGUUAUAAUGGACAGAUUUUUAAAUUAUUGGCGUACAACUGGAUGCCAGAGACUUGGAUAUUUGUAUGGCAAAUACGAGAAACACGAGAAUGUUCCACUAGGUUUACGAGCAACUGUCGCUGCAAUAUACGAACCACCACAAGAUUCUUCUCGGGACAAAAUUCAACUCAAAGAUGAUCCUUUUGAGGAGAUAGUGGAAUUACUAGCAUCAAAUUUGGGUUUACGGAAGGUUGGUUGGAUUAUAACAGAUCUUAUACCAGAUGAAAACAUAUCAGGACAAGUAAAGUAUUUAAGGCAUGCUGAAACACAUUUCCUAACUGCCCAAGAAUGCAUAAUGGCAGCAGACUUUCAAAAUAAAUACCCCAAUCCCUGCAGGGACUCAUCAAAGGGGAAAUUUGGUUCAAAAUUUGUAACUGUUGUAGUAUCAGGUCAUGAAGAUAAACAUAUUCACUAUGAUGGAUGGCAGGUUUCAAAUCAAUGUAUGGCAUUAGUUCGAGAUGAAUGCUUAGUACCAACACUUGAUGACCCAGCACUGGGAUAUAUUAAAGAGUCAUCCAGUGAACAAUAUGUACCUGAUGUUUUUUAUAAGGAAAAAGAUGAAUACAAGAACGAAGUGACGAAAGAUUCUAGACCAAUGCCUAUGGAAUAUUUUCUUAUCGAGGUUCCUGCAGCUUUUCCCUUAGAACCUGUAAACACUUUCAUUGGCGUCUCUUCUAAUCCGUUUCCUAUAGAGAAUCGUGUACAGAUUGGCGAAACCCAGAAUUUCGAAGUAUUUAUGAAGUACGUAACGAAAAUUACUUCUGGCGACGCUAACGUGAUGGAAGGCUUUCUUGAUUUCCACUUUCUUAUAUAUUUAAUGACAAAUGAAAUGAUUUCAUUAAAGCAUAAAAUGAGCGAACUGUGUAAAGCGUUGAUAUCACGUGACGCUGCGCAGUUCCAUCAUUGGUUGGAAAGUGACGAAUGGAAAACUAUUGAGCAGAUGAUUCAUGCUCACGCUCCUUCGCCGCCACCUACUGGAGCAGCCGGCGGUGGUUUUCCUCGCUCUUCGAGUUCAAGUUCAGUGGAGUACAUGGAGACCGAAAAUGUUGAUUUGACCAGAUGGACGUGUCGUCAUUGUACGUUCAUAAACUCUUCCAGUAAAGACACGUGUGAAAUCUGCAGCCUACCAAAAGACUAAAAUUUUCGACCGUCUUUAAUUGUUGAGAAUUUCGAUGCUCAAUCUUUCGGCUAACAGCAUAUGACGUGCGCCUUGAAUUUCAUACUUGCAGUGCGAGAAGAAAGUCUAUAAUAAGAUGUUUAAAGAAAUGAAAUAGAAGUUCCUCAGUUGGAAGACAAAAAAAGCCAAGUAGCGAAAUAUGGAAUUAUUUUCUUGUAGUAGAUAUAUUUUUUGCUUUAUAGUCCUGUCGAUUGUGUCUAUAUACCACUAGAGAAGGAUCUUUCAUUUUCACAUUUUACUUCGUAAAGGAAAAUGCCAUUUGAUUGUUCUCCAAGACGGGACAUUUGCUGACAAUAAGUAAACUAUCAACGCUGCAUUGAGAACUCCCUAUUGAAAACACAGUUUCCUUUCUCUCCUUUCUGGUUUUUAUUGACCUAAAUUCACACUACAAAUGCAGCUUCCUACGGCGCGGUGUGUUGCUGCACGACCUUUUUAUUUUUGCCCACAUCAAAUUUUAAAAAACUUUCUUCAAAACACGUGUCAUUAAAAUUUAAUCCAAACUUGCCGCAGCGUCACACGGCAAACGUCAAACCCAAAGUGAGUACAAGUCCUUUCAUUUCAGGUUAAAAAUAAGUCUAUUGUUCAAAACGAUAGAGAAAUAAUAAUGAACAGCCUGGUUAGAAUCCUUAUAAAAAAAUUGUGUGUACGUUCAAAACGGGCGGCGUGAUAGAAUAUCUUUUCAGUGUGAAUUUAGCGAUACUUGACAGCAUUGCGAAGUUAAGGGUUCCUGCAUCUUAAAACGCAAAUUUAUCAGGAUGUUAUUUUGUAAGAGGAACAGCUUGAUCGUUGAUAGCAGAAAAAUUUUGUUUAGAAGCGUUAUUUAUGUAGAGUUAUUAUUGUCACAGUUACAAGAAAAAUUAAACUAAUCGAAAUGUCGUUUGUGUGAACAGAAGUACCUUCUUCAUAUUUGAUGCUAGUCACUUUUCUUUCUUAUCGCCUACCUACCUACUUGUCUUUCUUUUCGCGCGAUUAAUUUUUAUUUUGUUAUUUUUUUCAGCUAAGACAUCUUUAUUCCACACCUCUUUUGUUAACAUUUGAUGUUUUUGCCACCAAGGACAAUCUCAGUGUAUUGAAAACUCUUCACCACCAUAAUUUUUGUAUAGGAAAUGGCUUACUGCAUAAAAGGGAAUUAGCAACGUUUCAUGGCAUGUACAAAGAAACAAGAUUUGUAAACAUAAUUUAAGACUAUGUUUACACAUAGCGAUAGAUGUCGUUCCGAAAUGAUUUUUGUUGCGGUUAGGCCUCGCGUCACACAGUUCUGCGACGUGUGAACAUAGUCUUAAAUUAUGUUUACAAAUCUUUUGUUUCUUUUGUAAAAAAUAAGGUAAAUCAGUUUGAAGAAAUAACAAACUUAUCAACCCUUUUUUUAUUAAAGCUUUCGGCAGAAUUUUUGUCGUUUCCAUUAUAACAGUCAUACAGUAUAUUCAUCAUUUAUAUAAAAUGUUACAAAGUAAGAAAUUAAAAAUUUAAAUUCUAUACCAUAUAAUGUCUAAAAACCAAAAUUGCCUAAAUUAUUUAGCAGCCCAAAUAUUUUGUCAGUUUUAUAAGUAAGAAAACGUUGUGAAGGUGGAGAAUAAGGGUCGGAUUGAAUUUGGGCCUGAAUGUUUCGGCCAAUAAGGUUUUUCCUGUGGAAUUGAGUGGGAAAGUCUAUCAUAUGAUGCUAGCCAUACGUCCGUCUGUAAAUUGUAAUUUCAAAGUUAUAUGAAUACCAGCAUUCCGUCUGUUCAAAAUAGCUGCACGCAGCUUUAUUUCGGCUCCCUUUUCAUUGUUAUAUUGCGCGUGCAUUUCUGCUUUUAGUGAACGUUUGGACGCAAGACCACACAACACUAAGUACGUCGUGCUUUGCGAUCAAAGUGGACAUUACUUUUUUAAACCUAUUUUAAGAUUUCGGCUGUGAGCAUAAAACGUGAGGAAAAUCCGAGCGAGCUGUUUUUAUUCGAUGUCCCUGCUCGCUGCCGGGGUGAAUUAUUUUUUAACCUAAGUCCUAUUUUCCAGCACUUUUUACAGAACUCGAUAAAACACAGACCGAUCAUCUUACUUUUAUAAAUUUUAUUAUUGACAGGUUUUUUAUCGCGUUAAAUUUUAAACGCGUUAUUAAAAAAUUUAGGUUAAUAUUAAACGGAUAUUGACCGGCUUUGGUGCUGUGAAAUACAAAGCCCGAGGUGAAAAGAACAGACCGAGCUUGCAAUGUCAUUUCAAUGUCUAUUUUAAAAUGUUUUCAUUCGUGUCAUUUCAUUUUUUUCCUGUGAAUCUGCUGCUAAAAAUUGACGCAUGUGCAAUAAGGUCUCCCUAAAUCCGACGACAUCAUGCAAAAGUUGAGUAGAGAUGGAAAAGGCUACUUAAAAGAGCUGAUGCUAAUUAAGAAUGUGUAUAUAAUAAAAA